Molecule: messenger RNA, 342 nt
Organism: Helobdella robusta
Lineage: Eukaryota; Metazoa; Annelida; Clitellata; Rhynchobdellida; Glossiphoniidae
Exons: 2
Coding region: 1-342 (113 amino acids)
Source: RefSeq, a predicted model, not a curated record
AUGUGGUUAGUUGCGAAAAACAGUUCCCUGCUGUCGCCUGAUCUGACGCUGAUCAUUUUGCAUAUUUCCUUAAGAAAUUUAAGGGUGUUGGGGUCCAUCGGGCCAAGAACCUCGAUGCAUAUUGGCAAGAAUUCCAUCGAGGGGAGGGCGUUCCCAUAUUUUUUCAUUUUCUCGUCCGCUGCCCUGGCCGCGGCCAAACCGCAUUCUUUACUUGUCAGGGCGGUGCGCAGGGCUCCGUCAAAUUCGCCCAAUUUAGAAGGGUCAAUGUGUUUAGAUGUACGCAGGAAGUACAUCAAUUUGGGCAAACUGAGGACAUUGCGGAUAAUAGUCAAGGCGUCAUAG